Peromyscus californicus insignis is the source of this 252-nucleotide messenger RNA. Its product is annotated as zinc finger protein 431-like. Lineage: Eukaryota; Metazoa; Chordata; Mammalia; Rodentia; Cricetidae. The record is from RefSeq and is a predicted model, not a curated record. The transcript has 3 exons. The coding region runs from base 1 to 252 and encodes 83 amino acids. Gene Ontology annotation, biological process: regulation of DNA-templated transcription.
AUGACUGAACUUGAAGGCAGUGAGCUUCAGGGUUAUUCAUUACAAAGGACUGAUGGGGGCAGGGAUGCAGUGACCUAUAAUGAUGUGCAUGUCAACUUCACUCAGGAAGAGUGGGCUUUGCUGGAUCCUUCCCAGAAGAAUCUCUACAAAGAUGUGAUGGUGGAAACUUACACAAACCUCACUGCUAUAGGCUACAAGUGGGAAGAUAAUAUUGAAGAGCAUUGUCAAAGUUCUCGAAGACAUGGAAGGUAA